Messenger RNA from Miscanthus lutarioriparius, 978 nucleotides. The record is from the annotation of a GenBank genome assembly. Lineage: Eukaryota; Viridiplantae; Streptophyta; Magnoliopsida; Poales; Poaceae.
AUGGCGGCGGCGUCGGGCAGCGACGUGCCGGCGGCAAGGGCCGCCGUGGCGGUGAACCAUCUGACCGAGGCGCGCGACGGCGCGGCCAGGCUCAGGGCCUUCCUGGUGCAGCUGGACGACCAGCGCGCGGCGUGGGCGCAGCUGGAGAUCGACGGCGUCCUGACCAAGUUGUCGAGCGCGAUGUCGGCGUUGGAUGUGAGCGCCGGGUCGGACGGUGCGAGGCCACAGCAAUCGGGGAGCUCGUGCGGGAACAAGAGGAAACAAAGCUCCAGCAAAAGAUCACAGCGUCCCUCUGACAAGAAGAUCACAGCUACCCUGGAAGAUGGCCACGUAUGGCGGAAAUAUGGGCAGAAAGAGAUUCAAUACUCACCCUAUCCAAGGAGCUACUACAGGUGCACGCACAAGUCAGACCAGGGCUGCAGCGCCAAGAGGCAGGUCCAGCGCUGCGAGCCGGAUGCGUCCAAGUACGUCGUCACCUACUACGGCGAGCACACGUGCCGGGACCCCUCGACGAUCCCGCUCAUCGACCACGCCACCGGCGCCCUUGCCGAGCUCGACCAUGCCAACAACAUCAUCAGCUUCGGUCCCCCCAGCGGCACCAACAAAAACGCAAACGCAGCAGGCGCCGCGGCCAGCAACGGCGCCGGCGCCUCUUCGUCGCAGUACCUGCAGGCGAUGGGCGGGAGCGCUGCUGCUGAUCAGCUGUCCACGUCGUGGUGCAUCAGCGACAACGUGUUCAGCUCGUCGGCCGGCUCGCUCAUGCAGGUGGACGAGCUGAUCGGCGCCGUCGUGGGCUCGGCCGGGGUGGUGACGUCGGCGGCGGCGCCGGACCGUGGCGUGCUUGGUGGCGUGGCGAGCGGCGGCAGAGGCACUGCCAGCUUCCCGCCUUCUCCGAACAGCCUCGGCUUCGUGGUGGGAUCGCUCGGGGGCAUUGGCGGCGGCGAGGACGAUGACGAUAUGUUUAGAUUGGAUCCUUAG